Molecule: messenger RNA, 2966 nt
Organism: Mugil cephalus (flathead mullet)
Lineage: Eukaryota; Metazoa; Chordata; Actinopteri; Mugiliformes; Mugilidae
Product: flavin-containing monooxygenase 5-like
Exons: 11
Coding region: 37-1719 (560 amino acids)
Molecular function (GO): flavin adenine dinucleotide binding; N,N-dimethylaniline monooxygenase activity; NADP binding
Source: RefSeq, a predicted model, not a curated record
ACACAGCCGCCCAGCACACAAGGAUCAAGCUCCAUCAUGGUGCAAAGAGUCGCAGUGAUCGGGGCAGGCCCCUGUGGUCUGACCAGCAUGAAGGCUUGUCUGGAUGAGGGCAUGGUGCCAACCUGCUUUGAAAGCAGUGAUGACAUAGGUGGACUGUGGAAGUUCAAGGAAGUGUCAGAGCCCAACAGGGCCAGCAUCUACCGGUCCCUCACUAUUAACAUCUGGAAGGAGAUGAUGUGCUACAGUGACUUCCUCAUUCCCGCUGAUUAUCCCAACUACAUGCACCACUCUAAAAUCUUAAAGUACUUCAGGAUGUAUUGCGAUCACUUCAAACUGCUGCAACAUAUUCGCUUCCAGACCUCAGUGAAGAGUGUUAAACAGAGACCAGACUUUUCCAGGACUGGUCAGUGGGACGUGAUCACUGAGACUAGAGAUGGACAGGAAGAGAGGCACGUCUUUGAUGCAGUUAUCUGCUGCUCCGGUCACUUCAACUAUCCCAACCUGCCACUCAAAGACUUCCCAGGAAUUGAGACGUUUGAAGGGAAAUACUUCCACAGUUGGGACUACAAGGGUCCUGAAGACAUGCAUGGGAAGAGAGUGGUGGUCAUCGGCAUCGGUAACUCUGGAGGUGAUAUCGCAGUGGAGGGCAGUAGAGUUGCAGAGCAGGUGUAUCUCAGCACUCGUAGUGGUGCCUGGGUCAUCCGGCAGGUUUCUGACAACGGCCUCCCUGUGGACAAGUUCAACACGCGCUUUGUCCACAUCAUGUUCAAACUGCUGCCAUGGUGUUUGCUCAACUGGCUUGGUGAGAAACAAGUGAACUCCAUGUAUGACCACACCAUGUACGGCCUCAAACCCAAGCACAGGUUCUUCAGUCAGAUCCCAGUGAUCAACGAUGACCUGCCCUUUAAGAUUUUGUCUGGGUCCGUCCUCAUCAAACCAAAUUUGAAGGAGAUCUGCGGCUCCACCGUGGUGUUUGAGGAUGGCAGCGCUGUAGAAAAUGUGGAUUUGAUUGUGUUCGCCACUGGAUACAACUAUGAUUUCCCCUACUUGCCAGAGAAGGCUCUGUACAGAUCCGGGCACCGUGUGGGUCUCUACAAGCAUGUUUUCCCUCCAAACCUGGAGCAUCCUACUCUGGCAGUGGUGGGUUUUAUCCAUUCUGAUGGAUCCAUCAUGCCUCAGGCUGAAAUGCAGGCUCGCUUUGUCACCCGCGUCUUCAAAGGACACACAAAGCUGCCCUCAAACCAGGCCAUGAUCAAGGCUGUGGAGAAGGACACGAGGAGCAUUGAGAAAAACUACGUGGUGUCAAAGCUGACACCCCUGCAUGUGGACUUCGUUGAGUACAUGGAUGACCUAGCUAAGGACAUAGGAGUCCGGCCAAAUCUCCUCUGGCUCUUCUUCACAGACUUCCCACUGUUUAAGAGGAUUAUGUGGGGUCCAGUCACAGCCUACCAGUACCGGCUACAAGGACCGGGGAAAUGGGAAGGGGCCCGCAAAGCAAUCUUCACCCAGUUUGACCGCAUGUACCAGCCCCUAAAAACCAGGAAGCUUGAUGUACAACAGGAUUCGUCCACUGGCCUCCUGAUCAAGCUGAGCCUGACGGUCAUGGCUGGAGGAGCUGCUCUCUACUAUGUCCAUGUUCGCAACCCGACCACCAUCCCCACCCUGCUCUCCAAGCUCCGCCCUCAAACACUCUUAUCGUUCUCAGAGAAAAUUCUCUGAAGCAGGACCCGUUAACAGAGACCAGUCGUGUUUUGUAGCAUUGUCCUAUUUGUGACCAUUUACUGACAUUCAUUUUACAGUAAUACAGCACUAUAGUAACAAAUUGACCUGUUUUUAGAGACGGUUUGUGCAGUGACUACAAAGAAAGACUCUUUGUGUUGUAUACUGAUAACAAUAAUGUACUGUAACCAGUUUCACAGUAAUAUGUUGGGAAGGUUCACUGUUUCCCAUAUUACAUAAAUUUAGGUUUUAGUCAACAAUCCAUUGUCAGUGUGAGUAUUUUAAAAUCUGCACGAACACAUGAACGAUACAUGCACUGAAAGGACAGCUGGAGGCGAUUCAUUUCUCCUUUACUAAUUUUGAUGUGGACUGUUUCCCAAUUUCUCAAUUUCUCAUCAUCUAAUUUAAGACAAUAGUGAAACUGCGAGGAGUGGCAGGAGCUGAGUGCAGUUUAUGGACUCUACUUUAUACAUGAAAGAUUGGCACAGGAACUGGGUUUCAACCUAUUUAAUCUACUAGCUGCAAUUUGAUGCACCAUAAUUUUAUUCUGUCAUCGAAGUCACCAAACAUAAACUUCAGUGAAACAAAACAAAAGUCCCUUGAAGUCUAAGAUAUUACAGAGUACACAUAUUCACAACUUGCAUAAAAGUCAUUACUUUCACACAAGAUGUGGUUCUUAGAUACACAAAAGAUAUGAAUUUAAUAAUCAAAGAGCAUGGCCGAAUAAAUUAUUAACAACUAUUUUAUUAGUAGUGAAGACAUCUUUGGAGUCUUCUGGCCACUAGGUGCCCUUGUUUUACACAGAAUAAAUCCCCCUUGCUGGGCGAGGGCAAACAAGGAGACACGCACAAGUAUCUAGAGUAUUAAUAAGUAUUAGUAUGUAGUAAAGGGGAGUUCUCUCCAUUGAAACUGUAAGAUCUGGAUCCUUAUCACAAGACAUACUGUGGUAUUCUGUUUUUUCUCGUUUCCUGUUUGUACUGAAACAGUUAGUCAUACUUCCUGUCUUUGUCUUUUCCCGAGUGAUUGCUCACACCUGCCCUCCUCCCCUCAUUAGUUUCACCUGUCCCUGGAUGCCCUAUCAGCUGAGUACAUAUGGUUGUGUCUUUCCCUUUGUUUCUUCCCAGUUCUUCAAUUAUUUUUUUUUUUUAUUUUUUAUUUUUUUGGUACUGCUGUUGGACUACACUUUGCUUGUUGCAGCACCUUUGUUAUAAACAAAGUAAGUUUCAUUAAAGUUCUCUCGGUUCCUG